AUGGGAGCGGAAGUGAUUGUAACAAACUGGGACACUUGGGAGGAGCUCCUCCUUGGUGGAGCCGUUCUCCGCCACGGUACUCGAGAUUGGACGGUGGUUGCCGCUGAGCUCCGAGCCCGUACACUUUCUCUUUCUCCAUACGCUAUCACACCAGAGGUCUGUAAAGCCAAAUACGAAGACUUGCAACAGCGCUAUUCAGGGUGCACGGCUUGGUUUGAGGAGCUUAAGAAGAGAAGGGUAGCAGAGCUUAAGAAAGCUUUGGAACAAUCCGAAGAUUCAAUUGGGUCUCUUGAAUCGAUGCUUGAAUCUCUCAAGGCUGACAAGAAUGAGAAAAGAGAUGAUUGUCGUGUUGACAACGACACAGUUGGACCAGAAUUACACGUUCCUUCACAAAAAAUAGAGAGAGUCAAAUCUUCCACUAAAGAAGUGUCAAAGGAUGGACUGUCUGCAGGGAGUUUCACACAUCAAACCGAGACAAACUGGUCUCAUGAAUCCCAGGUUCCAGCAAUGUCUUCUGAAGACAUGGAUAUUAGCCCUGAAGUUUCGGGAUCUAUUGAACAUGAGAAAAUUUUGAUUGUAGAUAAGUCGACACAUACUGUGUAUGAAGGACAGGGAGGGUGUUGUAAAAAACGGAGAGGAAAAAGAAAGAGAAAGGAUUGUGGUAAAAAUAUUAAUGAAGUGAGUGUAAGAGAGAGUGACUUUUCAAUUGAUAUGUCCCGGUUUAAAGAAAGUUCUACCAGCAACUGUGGCGAGGUUGUCAAAUCUUCUGGUAUAACCGAGGAUAAUGCAAACUUGAAAAAGGAUGAAGUGAAAGAUAUGACGGAGAUUUUAGAUUCUGUUUUGGAAAUUAAAGGUGCUUCUGCCUUCUGUCGCAAGCAUGAUAGUCAGAAGCGAGCCAGGUACAGGCAGUUAAUUCGAAGACACAUGGACUUUGAUGCUAUAAGGUCAAGAAUUAGCAACAAAACCAUUAAUACAAUGAUGGAGCUUUUCAGAGACAUGCUUCUACUAACCAACAAUGCUUUGAUCUUUUACUCCAAGAACACUCGGCAAUAUAAAUCUGCUCUACUAAUGAGAGACGUUGUCACACAAAAACUGAAGGUGAAUGUCAAGUUUUUCAGUAGGAGUGUCAUUAAUGUUGAUGUAUCUAACUCUAUGAAAUUACUUGAUCGCGAUCCUUCUGUGAAAGUUGAAAGCGGUCACCCUGGUGGUGGGAGCAACCCUGCCUCUGGGAUUUCACGUGGAGACAAGAAGCCUAGUAAGAGUAGUAAAGAGGAUUCCCCAUCUUCAUUGAAAUCCUUACACAUCAAGAAAGGUUUUGGUGGACCUAAAAAACUAGAACCUGCGACUCCACUGAAGGAAAUGAAGGAAAAGAAAAGAAGGAGAGCUAAGUAA
Molecule: messenger RNA, 1392 nt
Organism: Vicia faba (fava bean)
Lineage: Eukaryota; Viridiplantae; Streptophyta; Magnoliopsida; Fabales; Fabaceae
Source: the annotation of a GenBank genome assembly